Molecule: messenger RNA, 3993 nt
Organism: Dunckerocampus dactyliophorus (ringed pipefish)
Lineage: Eukaryota; Metazoa; Chordata; Actinopteri; Syngnathiformes; Syngnathidae
Product: fas-binding factor 1 homolog
Exons: 30
Coding region: 261-3611 (1116 amino acids)
Biological process (GO): establishment of epithelial cell polarity; cilium assembly
Cellular component (GO): ciliary transition fiber; centriole; ciliary basal body
Source: RefSeq, a predicted model, not a curated record
GAAAUGCACGUCUUUUCCCAAUUCAAAUCUCAAACAGAGAACCGUGGUGACUAUCUCAGAACGUCCUUUUACGUCCGACAAUUUUAAAACUCUUCUUUUAAUCAAGCGGACCAUUUUUUUUAAAUGAAGAGCGGGGUGUGCACUGCAUGGGACAUUAAGAUUUAACGCGACGCGAAUGUUUUCAUGCGUCAUCACCAUUGGAGACGAGAGACGCCUCAUCAGAUUGAUGCUGAAGUAGCUAGCUGGCUAGUGCUACUGUAAUGGCUGCUAAGACGAAGGGAAAGCCGUCUAAAAGCUCAUUCGGAGAUGACGAUAUCCUUGACAGCUCAUUUGAUGAUAACAAACUCCGGGUAAGAAGAAAAUUAGGACGUACUGGAUUACUACAUGGCUCAUCUGAUGAUGAUAACAUCUUCAGUAUGCUAGCAGAGGAGGAUGCCGGCAUUUCUAUAACAGAUCCCAAUGACAUACUGGAUGACAUAAAGGCAACUAAUUCCCCUUCUGCGGAAACAAAACCUGAUAACGAAGGGCUCAUGCCAGAACUAGUUAUAGAAAAUGAUAUCAAACCUGGGGAAGCAGCAGAUGAAGCUACCAUAGAAGGGAAGAAGAUAACCUCAUCAACCUCAGCACGGACCAAGAAGUUCAGCUUCUCUGACCUUGAUGGUGACCUGGAUGCAGUGGAUGACUUUGUUGACCUGCUGGAUGGCUUACCCACAAAUAAAAGCAGGCCACGAUCCAUAUCCAGUUCACAGGCGACCAAACCUGAAAAAUCCGCACAUUCAGCUACAACAUCUCAUGUCCAAAAGAAGGAAACGACAAGUGCUGCAAAGAAACAAAGUGAACUCACAUUCGACGAUGAGAAGGAUGAUUUAAUUGAUGACCUUGGCUUGGAUAGUGAUACCAAGAAUCCACAGAAAAAAGACAAUGUGCUUUGGUCCAACAGAGAAAGUGGUGAGCAUCCCCAAAGAUCCCGUACAAGGCUCGAUGAUAUUCUGGAGAAUUAUAAUUCUCGUAGUGUGGAGUGGUCACCCACAGGUGCCAAGAAGGACCAGCCUCCGUCGAGGCAGAACUGCAAUUUAAAAGAAGCCCUUUUGGAAGAUGAUCUAAUAUUUGGAUCCUAUCAGCCCACUGUGGGAGCCACCCCUGCAGGGCCCCAGUCACGCAGACAGUCUAUCAGAUUCUCUACAGAAGAUGUCAGCCCUGCCACCCCAGAAAAGAAGCCACCCAUUGCCCCGACCUCCACACGGCCCCGUAACCCGGCCGACUGGCUCUGUCUCAAGGCAAAUGAUGAGCAGAGCGACCUUGAAGAUGACGUCAAAGAAAAGAAGACUUCCCCGGAGUCUCCGAAAUCUCCCUUCUCACCUUUAUUGGAGAGAAAGUCCUCUCUGACAGGCAGCCAGAGAAUCCCUGCGACUAAAAUAGACGGAGACGCCCCGCCUUCGACUGGCAGCAAAGUAGUAAAGCCUGAUGUUACCAGGAGCCGGAAGAUAAAGGAUGAUGAUGACGACUGGCUAGCGGGUGCUCUUAGCAGGAAGAAGUCUUUCUCAGGUUCAAACUCUGAUGUCAAAGUCUCCAAGCAGGAGCAGUCUUUAGGCCUGGGAGAAGAAGUGGACCUGGAGUUGCUUGUGAGUAAGGAGGCCACUUCACAAACCCGCAGGGGCAGAGAAAACAUUGUUGGGAAACAGUCUUCAUCUUCCAAGGAUGCUGGCAGCUCUUCACUUGGACAACCUAGCCCUGCUUCACAGUCUGCACCUGAUAAAGAUCAGAGAGCCAAACAAGCACUUUCACAGCAGAACCAAAUCCCAAACUCAUCAACUGCAGUCCACCAGCAGAUGGCAUUUUCAGCUGACAGCCUGCAGCAAUUGAUACUACAACAGCAGAUGAUGCAGUCACAGUUACUGGGGCUCCAAGGUGUUUUGGACGUUGGGGCCCUGCAGAGACUCAAUGAGCAGCAAUCUGGAGAUGAUCAGGAUUUACAGGCCCGCAUCAUUCAGCUGGAGGGACAGAUUAAGACUCUGCAGUUGGAGCGAGACCAUAGCCAGUUGUUACUGGAGAGUGCCCAACAGCGACAUAAACAGGACAUGGAACUGAUGGAAAACGCACACAAAACUCGCGUGAAGCUUCUCGAGGAAUCCACAGCCCAGAGGGAGACACGGAUGCGUCAGGAGAGUGAAGACCUAAUCGAACGCUUGGCCACAGUAACACAAGCAGCCGAGAAGGAGCGCUCAGACCUGCAGGCUCACUACCAGCGUAAACUGGCCCAGUUCCAGCAAGACCAAGACCGAGAUGUGGAGAGACUCCGAGAUCUGCAGAGGAAAUCUAUUAUGGAGAUGAAGAAUGACCACGAAGACCAUGUUAAUCGACUGAAAAGGCUCAAAGAGGAGGAGAUUGAUGCUGUAACAAGUGCAACAUCUGAGACCAGGUCUCUUACUUUAGUGAUCGAGCAGAUGGAGCAGUUCUCUUCUCGUCUCGGCGAUCUCUCCACGCUGGUUGAGAGCAGACAUGAGCACACAACCCAAGGCUUGGAGCAGGGGGCGCGGCACAGAGAUGAGCAGCUUCGAAUCAUGCAGGAGCGUUUGGCUCAACAGCAGAAAGCAAUGGCUGAGGAGAAGGCUUACCUUAAGGAGAUCAUUUCCAGGAUGGACACUCAGAUAAAUGAACAGCAGCGACAGCUUGAGAAGGAGCGCUGGAAGGUGACAGCAGAGCAGGCCAAGGUAGAGUCUUCUGUGAAAAGCCUAGAAGAAGAGCGACGGUCCCUGACUAUGCAGAUGAACAUGGAGAGAGAGGAGCUGGAGAAAGCCAAGAGUGCGUUACUGGAGGAGCAGAAGUCAGUGAUGCAGCAGUGUGCAGAGGAGAGAAGGAAACUGGCAGCAGAGUGGACCAUCUUCCAUGCCCAGGAGAAACAGAGGCGAGAAAGAGUUGAACAGGACGUCAGUACUCUACUGGACAGGAGAGAGGGCUCCAUCAUGAGUCUCGCACAGGAGCAAGCUGAUCUGAAGCUUCGCGGCGGAGAGCUGAAACAAAGGGAGGCGGCUGUGGCACAGGAAAGAGAAGCUCUGGAACAACUCAGAGGAGAACUGGAUCGAGAAAAAGAAAGAAUUAGCAGUACCGCUUUGAGGCUCAAGAUCCGAGCACAGGAGGUUGAUGACUUCAGCAAGAUGGCAGCAGAAAAGUAUGAGGAAGGCGAGCAAGCCUUGCAGGAAGCCAAACGCGUGGAGGCAGAGCACCAGUCAAGGCUAAGGACUAUCCAUUCCCAGAUCGAGAGAUUGAGGCAGCUUGAACAACGUACUAUUCAGGAGCGAAUACGGUUUAAUCAGCAGGAGACCACAGAAAAGCUUAGACCCAACCCAUCCAGUGGCUCACAAAGCAAUCUCACCGUUUUACCAUUACCAGACUCAGGUUCAGUGAUACCGGACACCAAGCAGGCACCGACCCUCAACGCCACUGCGACAAUGCCCAGUUCUCAGUCUGUGGCGCUCCAAGCGCACCUGGCUAUAUGGAAGUACAAUGCACGAAAGGACCACGACUACUUGCAAGAGCAGCAGAUCUUCCUCAACAACUUGAAGAAAAAGUCUUACAGGCAGAACAAAUCACACUGGACUCCUGCAGUAUGAAUCAACAGACUUUAUUUUGUUUCCUAGAUGAAUUUGAAUCUUCAGGUUGCUCCGCCCAACUCAGGAAUGACACCUAAAAAAAAGGGUACAAAACAGGGAAACCUUACAAUCUUAAAACGAUUUUUAAAAACAGCAAGUGACAUUAAUCAUCAAGCCUCAGGUUACCAUGACUCCACAUUUAAGUUCAGACAGGGAUAACUUGUAUCAUCACUGGCUUGAUUACAUGCGAGUUUCAUGGGAAUUACCUGUCCAUCUCCUCAGGUACCGCACAUCCAGCACGUUUUGCAUCUGUUAAAAGGAACAUCACAUUGUCAUCUACGGUUCACCUUGUACUCAAUAAAAGUGAAGCUACGGCCAUUUCUCAGAACAGCCUUUUGCCAUC